Molecule: messenger RNA, 4808 nt
Organism: Phyllotreta striolata
Lineage: Eukaryota; Metazoa; Arthropoda; Insecta; Coleoptera; Chrysomelidae
Source: the annotation of a GenBank genome assembly
AUAAUUGUCAAUUCAAUUCAUUUUGUUGGUUAGAAAAUCGUUUAUCAGUUGAAAAAUUACAUUUUUAUAUUUGUUGUAGGAUGUUUGUUAAUUUACAAGAUAAAAUCAUUAAUAACUCGAGUCAAAGGUCGCCGAUCGGAAACGUAUCUUCGAUUAAAACAACACAAUGUUAUUGUUUUAGUGCUUAAGAAACUCGAUCAACAAUAACGGUAACAACAAUGAAAUCAUUAAAACUAAUAGCCCACCAAAAAACGUUUAGCGAGGAAGACCUCGUGAUAAACCAAAAAGACUUCCCGGGUGCCAACAAGAACGACAUCGUAGAAAUCUACCACCCGCCUCCCGACGAUGACGCCCAGAAAACCAAAAAGAGCGACACCGAAGAGGAGUUUCCGAGGCUGCUGCUCCAAAUAAAAACCUUCUCCGACGACCUGCUGCAAACCCGAGAAACCGUCAGCAUCGAGCAGAGCAUCGUGGCCGCUUUCGGGCUGCAAGCCUACAAGAACGUGACCAUACGGAUCGUGAAUCCCGCGGACGUGGCGCUCGACUCCAUCGAGCUCACCUUCAAGGACCAGUACAUGGGCCGAUCGGAGAUGUGGAGGCUGAAAAACAGCUUAGUGAACGCUUGCGUGUACAUGAACAAGAAGCUGGAAUUCUGCUCGGGCGCCGUCCGAUGUCAGGUGUACGAGAUGUGGUCGCAGGGCGACCGGGUGGCCUGCGGCGUGAUAACGGAAGAUACCAAAAUAGUAUUCAGAUCGUCCACUUCGAUGGUGUAUCUGUUCCUGCAGAUGUCCUCGGAAAUGUGGGAUUUCGACAUACACGGCGACUUGUACUUCGAAAAAGCCGUGAACGGCUUCCUCGCCGAUCUGUUCAUGAAAUGGAAGAAGAACGGCAGCAAUCACGAGGUGACCAUCGUGUUGUUCUCGAGGACGUUCUACGAAGCGGGCAGCUUGGAGGAGUUCCCGCAGCAUAUGAGGGAGUGCUUGCAGAAGGAUUACAAAGGGAGAUACUACGAGGAUUUUUACAGGGUCGCCGUACAAAACGAGCGCUACGACGAUUGGAAUUCGACGCUGGUGCAGUUGCGCAGGAUAUUUCAGAAUUACUUGAAAAUCGUGUUGGAGUAUCACUCGAGGCCGGGCGUUUCUAUGCCGGCCGCUACUAACAGCACUUCUGCCCAAGGGAAUUUUCUGGAAGUGCUCAACAUGUCUUUGAACGUAUUCGAAAAGCACUAUUUGGAUCGCAGUUUCGAUCGAACCGGACAAUUAAGCGUAGUCGUAACACCGGGAGUCGGAGUAUUCGAAGUCGAUAGAGAAUUAACUAACAUCACCAAGCAAAGGAUAAUCGAUAACGGCGUAGGAAGCGACUUGGUCUGCGUGGGCGAACAGCCCUUACACGCCGUACCCCUUUUGAAAUUCCACAACAAAGACACGAAUCUGAAGAUACCCGACGACUAUUCGAUGCCGCAUUGGAUCAACCUGUCGUUCUAUUCGACCAACAAGAAAAUCUCCUAUUCGAAUUUCGUGCCGAGGAUCAAGUUGCCGCUGGCGCUCAUCCAAAACGACGUCAUCAAAACGAGAUCGCCCAAAUGCAAAUUGCUGCCCGAAGACGAAUACAUUCACAACACCUUCUUCGAUUACGACGCCUACGACGCCAAAGUGUUUCAGUUACCUUCGGCCCAUCACGCCGCCGAAAACAGGAUCCCGUCGCGUUCGAAGAGGAGCUCCGGUAGCUUGUUGGACUCGCAGGAAUUCGCGAAAGGCCAGCGACGGAAGCUGUCCGAUCCGGAUAUAUUCCAAAGGAGCAACGCGAAUCCUCGCUCGGAGCCGAUAGCCAUACCGCCGGGGGCCAGUAGUCCGGUGUCGUCCGGCCACUUGGACGAGAAGGAAUUAUCGCCGCCGGUGCGAAUGGUGGCCGGUUCGGAGGGUUCGCCGCCGUUCGAGAGUCGAGCUCUGAUCAAUCCGUUCGAUCCCUCGCACGUGACUAUAAAAUUGACAUCGAACAGGAGAAGAUGGACGCACAUCUUCCCCAAGGGCCCCACGGGCGUGUUGAUUCAACAGCAUCACUACCAAGCCGUGCCGGCGAAGGCCAAGGACGACGCUUGUCGAGUGGCCUCUUCCUACGGAGCGUUGGCCGCUUUGCAAGAAUAUUGUAAGAAGCGGCCCAAUUCGCACAACGUCAGCCAAAAUAGCUCGAAUAAGUAUUCGACGAAGAGCUUGACUCUGCUGUGGGGCGCUACCGGAGAACAGGAAUGGACGCCCGCUCUAACGACAGUCAAUGAUGUCCUGAUAGGAGUCGAUUGGAAAUCGUUGACAAUUCCCGCCUGCCUGCCCAUCACGACCGAUUAUUUCCCCGACAGGCGAUCGUUGAACAUCGACUACGUGGUGUCCCUGUACAGCCUGCUCCCCGACAGCGUCAACGCCGACUUUAUACAGCAGAAAUCCUGCUACAAGCGCACCCUCAACACGCUCGAGGUGUUCAAAGAGCUGAUCUCGCAGAGGUUAUCGCAGGGUUUCCAAUUGAUCGUGAUGGCGGACAAUUCGAACAUGACCAAAACGUCCGGACCGAACCCGAAAUUGCGCAGCAGCGUCGUCGGGUCGGGGUGCGCACGCGCCGAAAACGACACGAGUUACUUCCUGUCCAUCGGCAGGGUGUUUCAUAAAUUAUCCUUGUCUGGGAACACCAUAUCGGUGACCAGGUACAGGCCGAGGCAUCCGUAUCCUGGUUUCAACUACCAGUACCGGUACAGGUUCCACGCUCCGUGGCACGACACCUACGAGGAAUCGUACGCGACGUUCACCACCGAGAAGUUGGAGCACUACAAUUGGAAUUACAUCGAUCAUUACGUGUGCACCGGGGGCGACACUGAAUUCGUGUUGGUCGACGCUUUGAAGUACUGGAGGUUCCGAAUCUACCUGAUACCAUUGAACAAUUCGGCGACGAAGAAGAUCAUCGAAGGUUCGGAGAGGUGCGACGUGUACGGUAGACAAACGGUGCCGGAGCACCGGCUGAUGGUCGACGGGUUCGUGAAGUUCGUCGACGCGGCGGUGAAUAAAUUGAAAAAGGCGACGAUUUCGAAGAAACCGAGGAUGUCACUGAAUAUAUCUAGCAUUCCUCCGUUGGCUCAACCUAGACGUAACAGUAUGAGCAGCUUUCAGACGAUCGGAUCGAGCUCGCCCUUUAGGGAACGAUUGGGCAGCAAUCGGCUCUCGGAUCGACCACGACCAAGGUCCGGCUCGAAGGUGGAGAGGAACAGAUUGCCGCAGGGCCCGCAGGAACCGCCCGACAUCCGCGAAGGAUUCGAAUUGCCCGCCGACGAAGUUACUCAUCUGCCGGUGACCACUUUGAAAUCGAACGCUUCGCACGCGGAAAUCGUCGAAGGGAUGAAACAUCCCAUCAACGGUUUGUUGUUCGUCAAUAUGCCUCAAAACCUGCCGAAUUUCACCUUCGUCGCCGCCGAUGCCGUUAAUUGGCUAAUGGAGCACAUGGAGGGCGUUAGAACGGUCGAUAAAUCGAUACAGAUCAUGCAAUCUCUAUACAAGGAGCAAUGCAUCAGGCACGCGUCAGGCGAUCCGAACAUACCGUUCCGUUACGGUUCCUACUUGUUUUACGUGAUAUUCCCCGAUAGAGACGAUAAAGAGGGCUACCAGCCGACCGGAGACGUCCAGAUGUUCGAAAACGAUUGGAUGGAGGUGGAGAUAAAAUCGCCGUUGAAUUGGGGAUUGGAAUCGAACGUUCCGUCGACUUUGCAAGUACCUAACAGUACUCAGGAGAGGGAACGAGGCGUUCCGCAUUUUCUGUGCGACGUCAUCGACCCCGAGUACUCCGAAUGUGAUACAGACGGACCGAUGUACAAACGAAUGAGAUUAGAGACGGACGUGAACGGCAAGAGCGAUCGCGUCGAAUGGGGCCACGCCCGCUACCAGACGGGCUUCAAGCCCGAUCAGGCCUACGAAUUGGUCGUGGAAUGGUUGACGUCCUCCGGAUCGAUCGUUUGCGAACUCUUGAACGGCUGGCACCGCAAGGCCCAGAUCUGCGGCCUCCAGAUGAUACCGAUACCCCACGAUCCUUUGGCGUUGCCCUAUUCGAACAAAUCGGACCCGUUGCGCGGACCCAUCUUCGUGCCGCUCGACAUCAUGUGCCUCGAAGACGAGCUGUUUCCGCUCUUCAAAGGUUUCCCGGAAACAUCCUACGCCGACAGAUUGUUCCUCUUUCAGGAGGCCGUCGUCGAGCGGUUCGGCUUCGUCCACUGCCAAGUGGAACAGCCCGACAAGGCGAGCACGUCCAGGGAGCACCAGUACGUGCACGCCACCGGCACCGUGUUCGUGCUGGUCUCGCGGCCCGUCAGCAAACCGCGCAACCGCGUCAAUUCUUCGAUGCAACCGGGCAAGUAUUCGAUACACGCCGACGUGGUGCCCAGUCCGCACAAGGCCUACAUCACCCGGCACGUGUCCGGCAAGAACAAGGACGAUUACGACAAUUCCGGAAAGAUGGGAUUUUUGUGGUCGUGGAACCACAUGUUGAGCAAACGCUGGAGGACCAAUCAAGGCAUCGAUAACAACGUGCAAUUGAAGAUAUUGAAGGACUUUCGAGAGUUUUGCGGCAAUCACAACAACAGGUUGAGGGAUUUUUGGCGCGAAUCGUGGGAGGCCAAGGAAGUGGCCUACGCCGAAUCGGGCGGUAGUGAGGAAGACCCGAGGGGUGCGAAUUUGUAAUGUUCUGAAUAAUUUUCUGAUUGUAAUGGAAAUUUGUGAUUAUUUUUUAAACGGAAGUUAAGAAUUCGCUGCGAGUAGGAAAUAAAUUUUUACAUAUAA